Messenger RNA from Myotis lucifugus (little brown bat), 1150 nucleotides. Its product is annotated as leucine-rich repeat-containing protein 37A-like. The record is from RefSeq and is a predicted model, not a curated record. NCBI's taxonomy places the organism in Eukaryota, Metazoa, Chordata, Mammalia, Chiroptera, Vespertilionidae. The coding region runs from base 96 to 1100 and encodes 334 amino acids. The transcript has 12 exons.
AUACAUUUGCAUCACUACCUUUUUUGCAGUAUAUAAAUCUUGGUUGCAAUUUAAUCACAAAAGUGAGCUUUGGAACAUUUCGGGCCUGGCAUGGAAUGAAGUUUUUAGACAAGUUAAUUCUCGAUCGUAAUCCUCUGACAGCUGUCCACGAUCCAUAUCUUUUUAAAUUGCCAGCAUUAAAGUAUUUAGACAUGGGGAGGACACAAGUGUCACUUACAACAGUUGUGAGCAUCCUCAUGAUGACCCCUCAAUUGGAAAAAUUGAUCUUACCUAGCCAUUUGACCUGCUGCCUCUGCCAAUUUAGAAAUAAUAUUGAGGCUGUUGCCAAGACAGUCAAACUGCAUUGUAACACUGAAUGUCUGAAAAGUACACCUUGUGAUGAAGAACUACUUAUAGAAGGGCCAUUCAUGAAAGUACUGCCGGGCCGGAAGGACACCAACACUGAGCUGACUAUUGAGCCAGAGAGGGCAUCCUCCGACAGAAAUGGAGAGAGUUCACCAUCCCUAAUACGCCCCCCGAAGGCGCUGCUCAGUAAACAGCAAGAAGAAAUUGUUUCCAAGGUAGAGCGGGAUGCGGAUCCAUGGAUAAAGCAGAGGCUGGAAGCCCAGGGUGAACAGGAAGAGGAGGAGCCCAAUGAGCUCACAAAAGAAGUGCCAGGAUAUGGCUAUAACAAGAAUCUCAUCGUGGCAAUAAUUGUGACUAUAGUAACAAUAAUUUUUAUUGUAAUUUUCUGUCUCAUUGUGAUUUAUUGUCGUAGAACACCAUCAGAGGAAAGUAAAGAAGGAAGCUCAAGGGGCUUUUUUCCAUUUUUCCAGCGUAUGAGAUGGUCACCGGAACACAAGAUGGAGGAAGGCGGUUUCUGGAAGAGGCAGCCGCUCUGGCUGAGAGAUAUAUAUAGGCCUCUCAGUGCCACACAGGUAGAGAACAUGGCACAGGAGCUACACGAUAAGGAUUCGGCUACUGAGGAUGAGCUGUUCUACAAAAUGUUGCGUGGAGAGUUCUCAGUGUUGAAGGUUGCUGCUACAGACCCUGCGGCCAAGAGCCCAGCGAAUGAGCACAUGACCCUGCCACCCAGCGAACCCCCUCCUCAGGCUCCCUGAAAAUGUUAUUGACCUAUGUGUACAAUAAAUAUUGUUCUUUUUUUUCCGUU